UCUCAUAUCGUGAUUGUGUAUUCGACGACACCACCACCAACCCCAACUUGGACGAUUCUUAUUCACUGUAACUGGAAUGCAGCGGCGGAUACACGGUGUUCGGCGAUGCAACGGCAGUGUUCGACAAUGAAGAAAAAAUGCACAGGACAGGUUUGCGGCGGUAGUCGGCAAUGAGCGGCGGGUUGCCGGUCUCAGAGAUCGAUGUUGGACGGUAUUGUUGAGUUUGAGAAGUAUGACAAUUGAAGAUGAAGAUCUGGCUGCAAGAUCUGGUUUUUAUUACUGUUUUUAGUUUUUUCUUUAAAAACAAAAACUUGUUACAGAUAGCAGUAAAACACAUUGCAAAUUAAUUUCACAAUGAGUAAUGAGAGAUUUUGUGAAUGAAUCCAGAGAUUGCAGCCACUAAAUUUGUUGUGGAAGAUUUUCAAAAAAAAAAAUUGUUGUGGAAGAUGAAGGGGAAAAGGUUUGCUGUGAAAAGAUGCAGGGUAUUUUGUUUUGGAAGAAUCCUCUCAUCCAUUAGAUUGAUCUAACGGUUCAGAUUUGGAGAAGGAGAGAGAAGGAGGUAGUUAGGGAAGGAGACAAUCCGGAUCCUAGUUGUUGUUGCCUUCUUCUAACCUUCCACCUUCUUCGACACACCCUCCGACGAGGACGGCGAAGACCAACCCGACCACCACAUCAGAAGUUUCAACGUAACCACACAAUUUUGACCUAUCCUUCCAUCUCCUUCCUUAAUUUUCCUCUUUUGUUCAUCCCUCUUUUCCUUCCUCACCGUCGACGGCGACGACCACCGCUACCAAAAAUUAUUGCACGAGUUCAUCUCUUCAAAUACGAUACAAAGUGCAUAAACGCGUGCGUGAUAGAGAAAAUGGCGAAAACAAUGACUCUUUUUGUUCUGCUAAUAUUGUUCCUUUCGGGUUUACACUACUCAUACGCCGCUGAAGAUGAAGAAGAAGAAGAAGAAGUAAAAGCUUUCGAUGUUCGCAAACAUCUCUCCACUGUCUCCAGGUAUGGAGUUGUGAAAGACAUUACUGACAAUAACUUUAUUCCUUCUAAAAUUCCUGAAGAAUGUACUCCAAUACAUUUGAAUCUUGUGGCAAGGCAUGGAACUCGUUCUCCAACGAAGAAAAGGAUAAGAGAUUUGGAUAAUUUAUCGGCUCAUCUGGAAGUUCUUAUAAGGGAUGUGAAAGAUCGACAAUUGUCUUUGGAUAAAGUUCCUUCUUGGCUAAAUGGUUGGAAGUCUCCUUGGCAAGGAAGGCUUAGGGGUGGUGAGUUAAUUAGAAGAGGAGAGGAAGAAUUAUAUGAACUUGGAAUCAGGAUUAGAGAAAGAUUUCCAAGUUUGUUUGAUGAGGAUUAUCAUCCAGACACAUACCCUAUAAAGGCAACUCAGAUUCCCAGAGCAUCAGCUAGUGCUGUGGCAUUUGGAAUGGGUCUUUUCAGUGGCAAUGGGACUCUUGGACCUGGGCAUCACAGAGCUUUUUCUGUUACAAGUGAAAACCGUGCUAGCGACACCGUGCUGAGAUUUCAUGAUUGUUGUCGUAACUACAAGGAUUUUAGGAAAAGUCAGGAACCUGCAGUUGAUAAACUUAAGGAACCUAUCUUGGAUGAGAUUACAUCUGCGUUAGUUGGGCGUUAUGGGCUGAAUUUUACAAGGCAGAUUACAUCAUCUCUCUGGUUCUUAUGUAAACAGGAAGCAUCCUUGUUGGAUAUAACUGAUCAAGCAUGUAGUCUUUUCAGCCCAUCUGAGGUUACAUUGCUGGAGUGGACAGAUGACUUGGAAGCGUUUAUUCUGAAGGGUUAUGGUAAAUCAAUAAAUUAUAGAAUGGGGAAGCCAUUACUUGAAGAUGUUGUUCAAUCCAUGGAGCAAGCUAUUAAGGCUAAAGAAGAAAAACAUGUUCCUGGAAGCUUUGAAAAAGCAAGACUUCGGUUUGCUCAUGCAGAAACUGUAGUCCCAUUCUCGUGUCUGCUAGGUUUAUUUCUUGAAAAGUCUGAGUUUGACAAAAUUCAGAAAGAGAAACCUUUGGAGCUACCUCCAAAGCCUCCACAGAAAAGAAAAUGGCGGGGUAGCACUGUGGCUCCUUUUGCUGGUAACAACAUGCUGAUCCUAUAUAGUUGUCCUGCUCCAGACAAAGCUAGAAGCAAGCAUUUUGUGCAAGUGCUGCACAAUGAACACCCCAUUCCAAUGCCGGGUUGUCAUGGUUCUGAUUUCUGUCCAUUUGAAGUAUUCAAGGAAAAAAUAGUUGCACCUCAUCAGAAGCAUGACUAUGAUACCAUCUGUAAUGCAAAGCCAGAGCAGAAGCCUACGGGCAGCAAGAUAUUCCAAACGUUUCAAUGGCUUUCUUCACUAGGGAAAGGUGACAAGUACCCCAAAGAUGAAUUUUAGUUUGUUUUCUGGAAAGGAGACUGAGUUCAAUUCUCACGUUCGUUUUCCUUGGCGAUACCACUUUUUAACAAAUUUUCAGGCAUAAGCACCAUUUUCUUCUAGCUGAGGACCAAUUUUACAUCAAUUUCGCUGCCUGUACAAGAAUGCAUUUGAUAUUAAGCUUGGCACUUGAGCAGUCCUUGUUUGUUGUUUGAACUUGUAACACCAGAGAAUUUUAGAGAUGGAAAGUGUAGUUCUAAAUAUCAUUUUCCUUUUUUCCUUUAACAGUUCUCAGUACUCAACUAAUUCCACAGAUAAUGUAGGUUGUAGUUUCAUGUAUCACACAUUUGCUAUUUCAUUUGUACACUACUGAACUACAGUUUAUGUUUUUCCUUUUGGAAUAGUAGAUACUAAACCAGCAAGCAAUCUUAAUUAUCCGA
Messenger RNA from Trifolium pratense (red clover), 2796 nucleotides. Its product is annotated as multiple inositol polyphosphate phosphatase 1-like. NCBI's taxonomy places the organism in Eukaryota, Viridiplantae, Streptophyta, Magnoliopsida, Fabales, Fabaceae. Gene Ontology annotation, molecular function: acid phosphatase activity; inositol phosphate phosphatase activity. The coding region runs from base 863 to 2377 and encodes 504 amino acids. The record is from RefSeq and is a predicted model, not a curated record. The transcript is spliced from 12 exons.